GACGAGAUGCCGCAGACGAAGAAAGACGCCGAUUCCGUGCAAAAAAUGCUGGAGCGGCUACAGGGCAACGUCAGCGAGACCAAGCAGUCGGUCCAGCUGCAGGCGCAGAUGCCGCGCUCCGGUGGACCGCCGAAGGCCGUGUUCCCCGGAGCAGGGCCCGAGGUUGGAGGAGAUGACAUGAGGACCCAAGCUGACUUUCAGUUCGAGGCGCUCCUGUCGAGGGCGCAGGGGGCCGGCAGUCCGGAGGCCUUGGACCAAGUCGCCCGCGAGGUGCUCAUCAGGUUUCCAUCUUUCACGGCCCAGCAAUGCUCGGACCUGUGUCAGAAGAUGGACAUGGCUCCAGCGCUCCGGGACCACCAGGGCGGCGACUUCCUGGCGGAACUCUGCCGCUUGCUCGGAUCGCGGCUGCGCGAGCUGACGAGCAUGCAGUUCACUACGGCCUGCAGCACAGUCGCUGCUUGGUCCGCGGACCCCAAGAGAAGACGCGCCCCCCUCUUCGCCCAGCUGUCAAAGGUCUUUUUCACAGCGGCGGCCAACGAGAUGUCUGCGCGUCUCAUGACGUUUGCGCCACAUGAGCUCAACAGCUGCCUUGCAGCUUUCGUGUCAGUAGGCUUUUCCGAGCACAAGUUCUUUGCAUCAGUCGGUCGGGCUGCCCUGGCCCGGCACAGCAGCUUCGCUCCGGUUCAACUGACAGCCUUGCUGGCGAUCCUCUCGGAGAUGCGAUUGGUGCACACGGAUCUUUUCAACGCGGCCGCAACAUUCCUAUCUUCACGGACGAAGGAGUUGCGGCCGGUGGACAUCAUUCGUGUCCUUCGGUCGUUUGCCAAAUGCAACGUCCAGCACCAGGGUCUUUGCAGAGCUGUUGGAGACGAGGUCAUCAGCCGGGUGAAAGGAGGUGUCAACUUCCGCGCUGAGGACCUAUGCGAGAUCACCUGGGCAUUGUGCGUGCUGGAGCAUUUCAAUCCA
Messenger RNA from Symbiodinium sp. CCMP2456, 966 nucleotides. The record is from the annotation of a GenBank genome assembly. Lineage: Eukaryota; Dinophyceae; Suessiales; Symbiodiniaceae.